GGAGGGCACUUCCUGUGUCAUGGCGCCGAGCCCUACAGCAAGGACUCAUUGUCGAGAGCUCCCACCUGACUAGACCACUCUUUCCUGUGACUUCUGCCAGCUGCAGUCUGCAUUGGGAGGAUUCUGAGAGGCUCUCAGGCACACAAUGGAGGCAGUGACUGUGGAGGAUGUAACUGUGAACUUCACCAAGGAGGAAUGGGCUCUGCUGAAUCCAUCCCAAAGGAAGCUCUACAGAGAUGUGAUGUUGGAAACAUUUAGGAAUAUAAAUGCUGUAGGAAGAACUUUGGACUACCAGCAAAAUAAAGAAUACAGAAAUUGUUCAAGAGAUCUAAGAAAUGAAGUAGCAAAAUGCUAUCCUUAUAAAACUUGCAGUCAACAUGGAGACAUAUUCCUUAAUACUUCAGAUGCUAAGAUAGAUAUGCAACAAACUGCUUUCAAGCCAGCUGGAAGUCUUAUUUGUGGAGAGCCCCUGAUUGGGCAUUCAUUAAAUGUGUCCAUUUUACAUAACACUGGAGAGAAGCCAAAUGAGUAUUUGGGAUGCAGUGACAAGCUGAGUAAAUGUAAUGAACAUGAACAAACCUGCAGUGAUUUCCACUCCUUUCAGAAGCAUGCAAUAUCAAAGAGUGGAGAGAAGCCCUGUCAAAAUGAGCAAUAUGGAAAAUCCUCUCAACUUAAUGAAAGAACUCACUUUGGAGAACAGAUAAUUAUGGGUCAGAAAAGUUUGAAAGCGUCUACCACCCCCAAUGGUUUUCAAAUCCAUGAAAGAAUUCACACUGGAGAGAAACACUAUGAAUGUGAACAAUAUGAGAAAUCAUUUACCAGAUGCACUGAUUGUCAAAGCCAUGAAAGUACUCAAAUAGGGAAGAAACCUUACGUAUGUAAACAAUGUGGGAAAGCUUUCACCAGACGCUAUUAUUGUCAAGUACAUGAAAGAACUCACACUGUGGACAAAACUUAUAUAUGCAAGUACUGUGGAAAGGCAUUCACUAUACACCAGUCUUAUCAAAGACAUGAAAGAACUCACAGGGGGGAGAAUCCUUACAUGUGCAAGCAAUGUGGGAAGACAUUCUCUACAUAUGGAACUUGUGAAAUUCAUAAAAGAAGCCACACUGGUGAGAAACCUUAUUCAUGCAAGCACUGUAUGAAGGCAUUCACUACACGACAAUCUUGUAAAAUACAUGAAAGAAUUCACACUGGGGAGAAACCUUAUGUGUGCAAGCAAUGUGGAAAAGCAUUCUCUAUAUGGGGUAAUUAUAAAAGACAUGAAAUUACUCACACUGGGAAGAAACCUUACAUGUGCAAGCAAUGUGGAAAAACAUUCAAUUUGAGGAGUAAUUACAAGCGACAUGAAAGAUCUCACAAUGGAGAGAGACGUUAUGCAUGCAAAUAUUGUGGGAAGGCAUUCACUGCACAUGAAACUUGUCAAAUACAUGAAAGAACUCACACUGGGGAGAAACCUUAUGUGUGUAAGCAAUGUGGGAAGGCAUUCACUACAAAAGGUUAUCAUAAACUACAUGAAAACUUUCACACAGGGAAAAAAUCUUAUGUGUGCAAACAAUGUGGGAAGGCAUUCACUAAACAUCAAUCUUGUCAAAGACAUGAACUCAGUCACACUGGGGAGAAACCCUAUGUGUGCAAGCACUGUGGGAAGGCAUUCACUUCCCCCCGGUCUUGUCAAGGACAUGAAAGGACACACACUGGGGAAAAACCUUAUGUGUGCAAGCACUGUGGAAAAGCAUACAGUAUAAAGUCUAGUUGGAGAAGUCAUGAAAAAACUCACACUGGGAAGAAACAUGUGUGCAAGCACUGUGGGAAGGCAUUCGCUAUACACCAACAUUGUCAAAUACAUGAAAGAACUCACUCAGGGGAGAAACCUUACAUGUGCAAACAAUGUGGGAAGGCAUUCACUACACAACAGUCUUGUCAAAGACAUGAAAGAAAUCACACAAACAAGAAAAUACAGUAAUGUGGGCUAAUGUGGGAAAAGAUUUGCUUGUAAGUCCUUAUUCUGUUUUUUGUGUUUGAGACAGGGUCUCGCUAUGUAGUUCAGGCUAGCCUUGGGCUCACUUUGUAGCCCAGACUGGUUUUGAACUUUGAAUGAUGCUCCUACCUCAACCUCCCGAGUGUUGGAAUUACAGGGGUGCAUAAGUCUUCAUUUUAUAUAUAGAGAGCUCUCACUGGGGAGAAACCCUAUAUAUAAACAAUGUGAGGCAAAUAUUUGGUAAACAUAUUUUUCAUCAACUGUAUGAAAGAAGUCAUACUGGAGAGUGAUCUUAUAUAUGUAAGCAUAUUUCGAAAAACUUAUAAAGGGAGUCUUGUACACAUGUAAGUGAAAAUUUUUAUGUCAAUAUUUCUUUAUGAUUUUCCAGAAACUAUAAUCCCAGAUGGAGAUCUAUAAUGUAUUCUUUCUGUUCUUUCAGUAAAUCAUCUGAAAAACCUGAAUUGAGUAUGUAUAGUGUUUAUUAGAAUCAAUAUUAAUAUAUUUUAUGUAAACCAUGGUCUUUGAACCUAAUAUAUAUUAUGUUUUAAUACAACAUGAGUUGAAAUAUAUUUCUCACUUCCAAGUAUGGUUAUUAUUUUUGUAGUUUUUAUUUUUUUUAAUAGGCAGGUAAAAAAAAUAAAUAUAAUUAGUAGUUUUAAAUUGGCAUUUCCCACUAGCUUUGAUUGAAAUUUUCUUGGUGUAUACAGCUCUUUUCUGUAUACAAAUGAUAGCAGUGAAUUUGAUUUAUAGUAUACAUGUGAACAUGAAUACUUUGAGACAUUUAGACAUGUAAUUUUUAUUUAUUUUGGUACCAGAGACUGAAUACACAACAUUGCACUUGCCAGGCAAGUGCUUAUGCCACUGAGUUAAAUCCCCAGCCCCAUGUAAUUUUUAAAAGUUCAUUUUUUAACAUGUAACUUGUUGAUUAGUAAAUGUUUUGUUUUUCAUGUCCUAAUUAGAUAGCUGCAGGUAUCUCACCAUAACUGUAAAGCACAUAAUUUUGCUUUCAUGUGAAAGUCAGUAUGAUUUCCGUAAAACUUUAUUUUCUUAUCAUCAUUUUACUUUUCAUGCUUACACUGUUAUGAAUUUUAAUUUGGUGCUAAUUUUAUCACAAUUUAUACCAAAAUUGCGAAGGUUGUGGCACAUGAGAUGGACUGUGCCUUGUCUUACAGAGGACAUCAUGAACUGUAGUAUUGUAACUAUCAGAGCUUACUAAACAGUUUUAGUUUAUAAGCAUUUAUAAGAUCAGCUUGCAGUGUCUGCACACACACUCAGAUGUGGAAGAGUGCAAAAGUUUUGGCUGUUCACUGGAUCUCUGUCUGUGUCAUGGAGCCCACUAUAAUAUCCUGUGUGACUCUGUGAGCAGACCAGUGGGUCUGUGCCAGAAGACUGAAUGGCCUGCACUGGAGGUUAAAGAGUGUAUUGGAAGCAGGAGGUGGCUUCCAAGUGAGUGAACACUAGCACACCUCCACAGAAACACAUGUAAGCCUUCCUUUUUUUUUUUUGUUUCUUUUUGUAACCUGGCAAAAAUCUUUUCUAGAGCAGGCUUUCCACAUCCAUAAUUAGCUGGGCCAGUUUCAUUGGUCAUGUAAUACUCAUUUCCUAGACACAAUCAGUUAACUGACACUAUCCACCACUGACAACCUCACCACUACACAUUUCUUUAAACCAUGAUCUCCAGGUAAAAGACAAAUUAAUAAACAGUCUUUUUUUUUUUUUUUUUUUUGUCUUUUUCCUUUUUAUCCGUACCGGGAAACGAACUCACGACUGCCUGCUUCCAAGGCAGGCGCUUAUGCCGCUUACGCCCCAGCCCCCAUAAACAGUCUUAACAUGUUACAGCCAUCCUACAUUCAAAUGGAACUGCAUUAAUUCCCCUGCCCACAAUAGUAAGGAAGUUUUCUUUGUGUGAUGCUUACUUGUAACAUUUUGUAACUGGGACAUUAUAAUAGGUUUUGUAAGACCUAACCAAUGUUAAGUCUUAUUGGUAUAUUAAACUGGAAGAACGAUACAAAAAAACUUACAGUAGUUUUGCAGCUUAUCAUGGGGCUAUAGCUUGUAUUUAGAAUUACUCAUAUGACCCAUUCUGUAUUCCAUGGAUUUCAGCAAGCAGUUCAGUGGUUCCUGAUCUUUUCCCCAUGUGGGACCCUUACUUUCCUUCCUGGAGUUUGUGGACCAUUUGACGUUCUACCUGAAUUGAAUUGUUAGUUUCCCAUUGACUUUAUUAACAGCAUGGUAAUACGAAAGUUAUUUGACAAUUUUGAAGUAACUGCCCAAGAGGACAGACAUUACCCAGGAAAAUAAUAAAAUGCCAGACCACAAUCCUGUGAAGGAUAGGCCAUCUACUCUCUUGGUUUAUCUCAGAUCCCGAGUGUGCAGAAAACAAAGUCAUGAGGAAUGGGGCAGGAGUGAUAUAGUGAUCUAAUGCAAAAUCAUGUGUAAUAAAGUAAUUUCUCUUGAGUGGAUAAGGGAGACUUUGUUUCCUAUUGUUAAGAAACACCUAGAGAGGGCUGGGGAUUUAAAACAAAACAACACCUAGAGGACAAAGGUUUAAAACUCAAGGCUCUCCUCAUGAUGGACAUUGCUCCUGCUGAAACAUGAAAUUUGGAAGAAUUGGCUGAUGAAUUCCCAAGACUCAGUCAAGUUCCUCCCAUCAAAUUCAAAGGCCAAUCAUUGCAUUCACUUGCUUUAUGAACAUGCUGUCAAGAAAAGAAAGCACACUAGCGAUCCAGAUUUCUGAUGUUCUUAUGGGAGGGGAUUCUCCUUCCAGACAAUAACCACUUUCUGUUUCAUCCUCCCUUCAAAGCAAAGAUUCGUGAACUUGAAUAGUGAGUAAAUAUAGUAGUAUCGGGUUCUGUCCUAGAUACCUGAUCUCCCAAACGAGUGUACAGCAGAGGUUAAGAGACAAAUUGUAUGAUUUGUAGGGCUUCAGGAGAGUCAAAACCCUUUAAGCUUGAGGCUUCGAGGGUAAAGACAAAGGAUUCUCUGGGUCAGUCCACUUAUGCUAGGACCAAGGACAAAAGAUGGAGAAACAGGAAAGUGCAGGCAAUGAGCAGGACCUUUGGAGUCACUUCAAGGAAGUCUCCAAGUCAUGAAUCAAGUUAAUUUGGUAGCACUGUCUUAUGAAGACAUGGUAGAAGUGAGACUGUAGGAGUAAUCCUGCAGAUGCAGUCUCUACCUUGUUAAUUGAGGUUGGAGCCAGAGUGUUGCAGCUGUGGCCUUAUCUUACCCUUUGAGGUAUCUCUGGCCUCACAGGCCACUACAGGCCUCAGCCAGGACCAGUGAUUCAUAGAGGUUCACUUACUAUGAAUCAGUUCCUGACUCGAGGCAAGGGGCCUAGGCCUAGGACAGACUCACAGAUAAACAUAGAAAGCCAAUUAGUAAAAUUUAAAUCAGAGCCACUUUGUAGUGGUCUCCAACGUAGUAGAAGUUAUCAUUUCUGAUAAAAUAGGCAUAAUUUAUUACUUUUUGGUGAUACACUGGAAAAAUAGGUUUCUGGCAAAUUACACAGAUUAUCCAACCCUUUUAAAUAUGAAUGAGUUAGUUAAGGGGUGCUUGGGAGGUUCAUUACACGUUAUAGGUAUUUCCAUUAUUUCUUGUGGGAAAAUAAUCUUGACUUACAACCUACUUGAAUCACAGAUAGUCUUGGAGAACAAUUGAGUUUAUAAGUAAAAGGUGCCUUGUAGCUAGAAAUAAAGGACAAGGAUACCUACUUUAUGAGAUCCAAGAUCCAACAAGAAGAAAAAGGGACUCGGGAGGGGUCCAGAUUUCAGAUUUGGUACCUCAAGUCACACUGUCACGUCUUAAUCAGAUGCACCAAGAAGUGUGUUUUACUAAUAGUCUGUACAUCUCUUAAGUAAAACAAUGUAUUAACAUGUGUAUCACCUGAUUCCAGCUAAUGUUUUUCUAGAAAUACUGAUGUUGAAAGGUGCAUAAUUUCAACCUGUGAUGAGCUGUGACAAGGCCAAGAGAGCGUACAGUAUAAGGUCUUUAUCCCAGCCUCAGCACCAGGAAGUGAUCAGGUGAAUCAAGUAGUGUUGCUGUGUCUAAAUUGAAUACCUGAUUUUAUUUUAUUUGACCUUAUUUUAUUUUAAUUAAGGGGUUUAAAGUUAACUUUUGGCCAGUGGGAGAAAAACCGAAAUGUUAAGUCCGAAAGCUGAGACUGAGACCUUGACUGAUCAGGGAGACGUCUGGCAAGAAGCUGAAUAGGAGAACCAGGGCCACUCCCCUCUGCACUGGUAUGUGGCAGAGUGGCCCAUGGGAGCCCGGAGAGUGAUAAACCCAGGGUGAGGAGCAGCAGAGAGCGUGAGCUCUGUGGUCCAGGUGGGCGGCUGGGCAGGCAGCAGAGGCUUAGGGGGAACAUUUGGGGUGCAUUGGGCCAGGGGUGCCUUGGUGCAUCCAUUGCCCAGGGGGCCUUCCCCCAUCGGGUGUCCAGCCGUGACCGACACCGCUUUUAUGGUUAGGAGAAAGGAUGAGCCCAGAGAGCGGACCUGAGGAACAGUGGACUGCCGAGAGGACGGGGUUCCGCGGAGAGGGGAAGCCAGGGCUGCACCGUGGGGUGGGAGAGACGUCAAAGGAGCAAGGGAGAAAAGUCCAGAAAGGGAGCAAGCUUAGCAAUCUCAAGCACCAAACAUGAGGGAACUGGGGAGCUUCCUGGAUGUAGAGCAUCUUGUAGGCAGAGUUAGAAAAAUAAAGAGGAAGACAUGGAGAUUGGGGCAGAGGGCUUUGCCAAUCUGAAAUCCCAGCAAGAUCUGGCCCAGCAGAAGCUGCUGAAGCUGUGGAAACCGUGGUCUGAGGAUGUUGCCAGAUGACCUGAGCUGAGAGAGAGGUUCAAGAGAGCUUAAAACCUUCCAGAGAGAACUUGUCUUCCUUCCCGGACCUUGGCACCAAAAUGUGGCAUAAAUAACCAGCGGAGUCCACCAGGCUGGGGUAAAGGGAACAUGGCAUGGAAUUUAUUGCGCCUGGGUUCAGGCGGAGAGCACCGUAAGACCUUCUGCCCCACCCUCGAAAAGAAAAACGUGUCCUUUCAUAGGGAUAGAGAGAAGGCAGGGGACAUGAGACCGCAAGAUCUCAGUGAACACCCGUAGUUAUAAAAGUUUCCUAGAAACCUUGCAUCUCAGUGGGCUGAAUCCUUCAAAGUGUCCCUUGUAAAUUUCUGGGCGUCUUCAGAACCCAAAGUUGCGCGUCCUAUCUUAUCUCCUUUCCCAUGUUUGCCAAUGACAGUCUUGGUGCUGAGCUGAGUUCCCUGCAGAGAGAAGUAAUUCUGUCAAGCAGGCUGGGAGCUGAGAGAGUCAAGCCAGCUUGGACAGUUAGCGCUUUUUUGCUUGGAAAUAUGUUUAUCUUCAAAAUUCAGGUAUUUUCUGGGAAAAUGCCUACAGUUUGAGGGAGAUGGAAUGAGUGCUUCUCUUUUACCUUCACUCUUUUGCAGAAUACUACCGUUAUGCUACUCCAUUAUUUUCAUGAAAUUGUAUUCCUAAGGGCCAUAUAUUCAUUUUCAUAGGGGAAAAUGAGUAACUGAGAGAGUGUGUGAAACUCUUGGCAGUGAAACCAACUGCCUCAUUUCCAAUAGCAGGUCUUGUCUUUAUUCCAUUUUGUAUUAGGGUUAUCUAAACUCGUAGUUGUUGUUUGUUUCUGUUCAUUUGUUUUUGUAUUGAGAAUCAAACGAAGGCCCUCACACUUGCCAGGCAGACCCUGUUCCACUGAGGUACAUCAAGGGCCAUCGUAUUUUCUGACAUCAAGGGAUUGAUUCUUCCGCAAGGCAUUGACCCUGGAACGGUUUGAGGACAUUUGUAGCCACCCACUUUCAGGAAGAGUUCACUGAGUACAUUAAGAAAACAAUGAAAGUUUUGGAAAACCAGAAUGAAAGCUUUAAGUGCAAACAUUCUUCAUGUGAUGUGGGAGUGCCAUCAUGGGAGAGAGACUGGCCUAUAAGUUUCUGGGUUUGAAUUUAUCAUUUGAGCUCCACUCAUUCUGGAAAAAGUUUGCUUCUUUUGCAGUGCUGUCGGUCUCUGGACCCUCAAUGGAGAGCAGGAGCCAAUCAACGAUGAAGGCAGGUUAUCUGAACCAACCAAUCAGGUGUGGUGAGGGAGGAAGUCAUUUCCGGUGUCGUGGCGCCAAACAGCACAGCCAGAUCUCAUUGCUGAGCGCUGCACCUGACUGCCCCACUGUUUCCUGUGCCUUCUGCUGGCUGCAACUACAUUGGAAGGGUUGGAAGGAUUGGGAGACUCUCACGCAGGGAGGACGGGUGCAGGGACAGAGUGGAAUCAGAUGAGUUCUGGAAGGAAGGCACCAGAGUGAGCUAUGGCAAUGAAUCCUCUCUGCUUCGCUCCAGAAUCAGAUGAGUGUGGGGCUUUGUGAAACCCUUGGUUCUAUAUCCUGCAAAACAAUUGUUGUUUUAAUUGUUUAUGUGAGACCACUACUCACAGUGGUGGUUGUUACAAGCUCAAAAACCCAAAAUGUCAAGCAGGCAGUCAUGAGUUCGAUCCCCGGAACUGAUAAAACAACAACGACACCAAAAUGUGCUAUACUUUAUAACUUAUUCUCUUCUUUAAAACUUGUGUAAUUGCCAGUUAAGUUGCAACCUUGUAACAUACCCAUGUAACCCCCUCCUGUCUUCCCUGGUUCCUGUGUUCUGUCUCCCUGGUUCCUUUUAUGGGGACAAACUGAUCCUAAGACCCUGGCCCCUCCCCUUGCAGCUUGCUACUUUAUAACUCCCUGCAGCCCCUGGCUCUACACACACUUCCCUGGCUGCUUUUCUGCGACAGUGCUGCCACUGAGCUCAGCUAAUAAAGAGCUUUUUAAAACUUU
Molecule: messenger RNA, 8785 nt
Organism: Cavia porcellus (domestic guinea pig)
Lineage: Eukaryota; Metazoa; Chordata; Mammalia; Rodentia; Caviidae
Product: zinc finger protein 14-like
Exons: 4
Coding region: 146-1966 (606 amino acids)
Biological process (GO): regulation of transcription by RNA polymerase II
Molecular function (GO): RNA polymerase II cis-regulatory region sequence-specific DNA binding; DNA-binding transcription factor activity, RNA polymerase II-specific
Source: RefSeq, a predicted model, not a curated record